GGUCAUCCCAUACGAUUUUCACUCAAAGAGUUUGCUAUUGUCACAGGUUUGAACUGCGACCAAUUGCCAAGUCAAAAUGAAAUUGCCAAAUUGCAGAAUCCGGGGGAAGGUGAUGAACCUUACUGUAAGUCUCUUUUAGGACCUAACAACUCAUAUACUAUACAAGAGACUGUUAAUAUGUUGAAGCUAGACAAGAGGUUGCCAAAGUCGAAGAAAAUGGAUGCCGCAAGGAGGUUGCAAUUGGCGCUAAUUGUAAUUGUUGAGGGUAUAUUACUUUGCGACUCAUCUACUGUGAGAGCUUCGAAAAAAACUGUCGAGAUGGUGAAAGAUGUAGAAGCAUUUGCUAAAUAUCUGUGGGGGCGUCUAUCAUUUGGCAAGACAAUAAAAAUGGUCAAAGUUGGUGAUAAAGUCGACUGUGUUGACAAACUAGUAGACAAAUUAAACCAGUCACAUACAGCAACUCACGGGUUUACACUUGCCUUCCAACUGUUGAUAUUUCAUGCUAUUCCCCUCCUGGAAAAGUACCUUCCAGAAGCAUCGGAUGAGUUGACGUUUACGGAUCCUUCAGUACUCCAACUCACCAUGCUUAAGACCUUUCACAAUUCCACAAUUGCUCAAACCGAGAUUGAUCCUACUCUUCAAGUUCAAAGCAUAUUACCCUCCGCAGACCGGAACUUUGACAUUCAUGACUACUCAUGGAGUGAUGAGGUUGACGAUGUAAGAGUGGAUUACAUUUUGGGUAAACUUGAAGAUGGACAUUGUUUUCGGAAAGAGGACUGGCAAGGUGGGUUUGCACAGUUGCCUAUGCUAACUACCACUGUCGUUGAGAAACCCAAAAAGUUGCACUAGGUAGAAAUAGCACCCCCAAAG
Messenger RNA from Camelina sativa (false flax), 870 nucleotides. The record is from RefSeq and is a predicted model, not a curated record. NCBI's taxonomy places the organism in Eukaryota, Viridiplantae, Streptophyta, Magnoliopsida, Brassicales, Brassicaceae.